AUGCUAAUUGAUUCAGGUAGCCAGGGCUCAUUUAUUCGAGAGCACUGUGUAAAUUUACUGCAGUUAAAGCGCACUAGUGCAAACAUAAGUGUAAAUGGCCUGAGCUCGCAAAAAAUUGGAAAGGUUUCAGGUUCAGUUCAAUUACAAGUAACAUCUCCAUUUUAUAAAAACGCAAGCAUUUCAGUUAAUGCAUUAAUUAUACCCAAGAUCACGUGUGACCUUCCUCAAUAUCAAGUUGAUAGAUCUGUUUUGACAUCUUUCAAACAUUUGUGGUUGGCAGAUACAAAUUGUUUCCAGCCUGGCCCAAUAGAUAUUCUUUUGGGCGCAGAUGUAUUUGGCGAGAUAAUGCUUCAUGGACGUUUAACUGUUCCGGGUCAUUCGUUAACAGCCUUGGAAUCAAUAUUCGGCUGGGUCAUUAUCGGAAAGACUAAAAGUGUAUCGCAGACAAUUGUAUCGAAUCAUGCUAGUUGUACCAAUGUUCAGCUCCAGCUUGAAAAAUUUUGGAAAUUGGAAGAAAUUUCGGAGAUAAAGCAUUACACAGAAGAGGAAAUUGAAUGUGAAAAUCAUUUCAAGCGGAAUUUUUCUCGUGAUUCAACAGGUAGAUUUGUUGUUAAGUUUCCAUUUCGUAGAUCGGGAAAUGAACUUGGGUCAUCAAGGGAUGUUGCUUCAAUAUCACAAAUUUAUGGAGGACUAUCACAACUUGGUCAUAUGGAAUUGAUUCCAGAAAAUGAAAUUGAUGUUCCAGCUAAUUCUAGUUUUUACCUUCCGCACCAUUCAGUUCCGGAUAAAAAUGGUGAUAAAUUUCGAGUCGUAUUUGAUGGUUCUGCAAAAUCUUCUAGCGGUAUUUCUCUUAAUGAGAAAUUGAUGGUUGGUCCACAGUUGCAGACUGAUCUGACAACAUUAAUUAUUCGUUUCAGAAUUCACAGAAUAGCUAUAACUGCAGAUAUAGAGAAAAUGUACAGACAAAUUAUACUAAAAGAUGCAGACUUUCAGAGAAUAGUCUGGCGCGAUUCACUUUAUAAACCAAUUCAGGAUUUUCGAUUAACUAGGAUUGCUUACGGUACUGCAUCAGCUUCGUACCUUGCGGUAAGAUGUUUACAGCAGUUAGCCAUAGAUGAAGCAACUAAUUUUCCUUUGGCUUCCAAGACAUGUCUUAGGGACUUCUACGUUGAUGAUUUGAUGUCCGGAGCCAAUUCAGUUACUGAAGCUAUAGAAUUACAAAUGCAAUUGAAUCAGAUGUUGUCACACAAUGAUGAUACUGUAAAAACGUUAGGUAUCCUGUGGCAUCCAGCUUCAGAUAUGUUUUUAUUCAAAGUCAAUUCAUCAUAUCCUGAAGUCUUAACCAAACGAACAUUACUUUCAAUAAUCGCAAAGACCUUUGACCUCUUGGAUGGUUGGCACCGAUCACGGUUCGGUAUAAAUUGA
Messenger RNA from Stegodyphus dumicola, 1425 nucleotides. RefSeq lists its product as uncharacterized. The record is from RefSeq and is a predicted model, not a curated record. NCBI's taxonomy places the organism in Eukaryota, Metazoa, Arthropoda, Arachnida, Araneae, Eresidae.